GCGUGCGCUUACGUCAUUCGUUGAUUCCACGGCCCCCAAGAUUCCGCUGGGCUAGAGGGUGGAGGCAGCCAUAUUGAGGACUUCCGGAUUCGCCAGGUCCCCACUGAAAAAACGCCGUAACUCGAGUGCAAGCAAGCCAAAGUUCUACCACAGACUCGCCUCCGCAAGAGCCACAGAAUGACUACGAUGAAUCCAGAAUACGACUAUUUAUUUAAGCUUCUCCUCAUUGGCGAUUCGGGGGUGGGCAAGUCCUGUCUGCUGCUCAGGUUCGCGGACGACACAUACACGGAAAGCUACAUCAGCACAAUUGGUGUCGACUUUAAAAUCAGGACAAUAGAACUAGAAGGAAAGACCAUCAAGCUGCAGAUUUGGGACACAGCAGGGCAGGAGCGGUUCCGCACCAUCACGUCCAGCUACUACCGGGGGGCACACGGCAUCAUUGUUGCUUACGACGUCACGGAUCAGGAGUCAUUCAACAAUGUCAAGCAGUGGCUUCAGGAAAUUGACCGCUAUGCCUGCGAGAAUGUCAACAAGCUCCUGGUCGGUAACAAGUGUGACCUCACGACGAAGAAGGUGGUUGACUACACGACAGCAAAGGAGUUCGCGGACCAGCUGGGCAUUCCCUUCCUAGAGACGAGCGCCAAGAAUGCCACAAAUGUCGAGCAGGCGUUCAUGACGAUGGCGGCAGAGAUCAAGAACCGCAUGGGACCCCCGACCACGGAGGCGAACCUGCGGGCCGGCGACGGCAAGAUCAACCCAGGAACGCCCGUCCAGCCUCGCAGCUCCGGAUGCUGCUAAUUCAGAAAGAGAAACCCUCCUCCUCCCUUCACUACCCUCCCCCCCAUUCCCACAGAGAGAGAGACCACCCAGCCUCCUUGCCACCCCUUGUUUCUCUGCUCCAUCUUGUCCUCCAGCGAAGGACUACAAGGACGUACUCACAUAACACAAAACAUGACACACGAGCUGGGAGACGCACACCUAGGCUGCCGGGAUUGGAAUGUGCCCUUCCUCUGCUGCUUUCUGUAGUGUCGCAACUCCCCGUUCCCCCUACCCCCCCCCCCUUUUUUUGUUGAAGAAUGUUUGCAAACAUGUGACCCCGCGUUCCUCCCGCAUCUCGAGUGUUUCUUUUGUGGGGCCGCUCUGCGAAGAACCUCUUUUGCGACCCUGUUAUCAUGUAGCAAUGUCACUGCUGCUGCUGUGGUGUAGUGUCACUUUACUGACUGCGUGGUCUUAGGUUGCGCCGGUCAUCUGCUCUUAAUAUUGGCAACAUUUUUUUUAUCUAAAGAACUGUUCUUGUGUAUGUGUGUUAAUAAGCUGUUUUUUCAUUUGUUAUGUACCGCUGACAUCUAAAGCCCACACUUUUCCUGGACUCUCGUGUGCUUUUGAAGUUUUAAGCCGAGGUUCACAUUCUCCGAGACUAGCAGUGAACUUAGCUGGCCACCGGCUCUACGUUUGGGUUAUUCCUUGCGUUUCGUUGGUCCUGUCCCAUGCCACGCUGUUACGAGUUGCUGCUCAAAGUAUGGCAAACGGCUCAUUGCGAACCUAUGCCUUGAAAGCUUGUUUCUUUUUGAGCCAUUAAAGUGUUCUCAUGUGCAUCAUACACCGAGCAA
Messenger RNA from Rhipicephalus sanguineus (brown dog tick), 1610 nucleotides. RefSeq names its product ras-related protein Rab-1A (gene Rab1). Gene Ontology annotation, molecular function: GTP binding; GTPase activity. The coding region runs from base 178 to 798 and encodes 206 amino acids. The record is from RefSeq and is a predicted model, not a curated record. Lineage: Eukaryota; Metazoa; Arthropoda; Arachnida; Ixodida; Ixodidae. The transcript has 7 exons.